AGCCAAUGGAUGCUUCUGGUUUCACACAUUGGAAACAAACGCACUGCUAGCUUCCAGCGUAGCGUACGAGGCGUGUUAUGUAUCAGGUGGAGUCUAUGACUGGGAAUUUAAUAUACCCCCCUUUAUUUUAGGAAGCUGUGCUUACACAGUUUGAAACAUUUUUAACCUUUCCAUAGUUUAGGGGAAAAUAGAACAUUCACAAUGGUAUGCGGCGGGUUCACCUGUUCCAAGAACUCCCUCUGCGCCCUCAAUAUUCUCUAUGUCAUGGUGAGCCUGCUCAUGAUUGGCAUUGCCGCCUGGGGGAAGUGGUUCGGCCUGGUGUCCAGUUUCCAGGUGGUUGGCGGAGUCAUAGGAGUGGGUGUGUUCCUCUUCUUUGUGGCCCUGGUGGGACUCAUUGGAGCCAUGAGGCAUCACCAAGUGUUGCUUUUCUUUUACAUGAUUAUCCUCUUCAUGGUGUUUGUGGUGCAGUUCUCUGUGUCCUGUGCUUGCCUGGCCAUCAAUAAAGACCAGCAGAGCCACCUCCUGGAAGUGGGGUGGAAUAACUCCCAGAUCACACAGAAAGAUGUAGAGAAGACUCUGAACUGCUGCGGCUUUUCCUCUGUCGACUACAACGAGACUUGUGAUGCCCCCUGCUUCCCCAACCACUCGUGCGCCACAUGCGCAGCUAAGAUCCAGGAGCAUGCUGGGGAGGUGCUGCGCUUCGUAGGUGGGAUUGGCCUCUUCUUCAGCUUCACAGAGAUAUUGGGUGUGUGGCUAACAUACAGGUAUCGGAAUCAGAAGGACCCUCGUGCAAAUCCCAGUGCUUUUCUCUAAAAUCCGUAUUUGCUUUAAAAAAAAUAAAUAACUGCACUAUAUUUAGAACUACUGAAAAUGUCUUUAGCAAAACAAUCACCUAAUUUACCAAGCAACUGGGUGGGUGGAUUGUAGCAUUUGGUCAUCAGUAGUGUGUCUGCUCUUAAACUGAGGAAACUGCUGCCAAGCUCUGUGUUCAGAUGUUUAAUAGAGGCCUCCAUCAUGUUCUGAAUUUCAGAGGUAGGUUCUAAAAAGGCUGUGUGCAUUUCUGAGGAGACUGUCGCAUCUCAAAAUUCAAAAUUUCUUGAGGUUUGUGUUUUGCACAAUGAAAUGUAUUUCAAUGAGACACUGCUGUAUCACAAAAUGGCACUGCUAUGAUUUAGACCAUAGUAUAUGCAUGCUGGACUGAUGGAUGUCCAUGAAGGAAAAUACAGUUAGCUGAAGUAUAAUGUUAUUUAUAAAAUAAACAAUGAUGUUCAAUCAAAUUAAACAAAUUGCUGUUUAAACAUCCACUCAAUUUUUUCCAGUGUUAAAUACCCUUUUCCAUGUUUCCAUGCAUUUCAAAGUUUUUCAUUAUUGUUGCAUUUUUACGUAGGUAAUAUUAAGUUUUGCACAUUCUUUUGAAAGAAACUAUCCAUUCAGUCUCAUCUGUUGGUUAUUGUAAUUGCAAACAGUAACAAAGCAAUAAUAGAAUUAAAAACACAGUUUCUCCUCAAAAUAAUUAAGAAAAUUUAAGUUUUAGUUUGAGACAAAUUAUUAAUCAAAUGAUUAAUGGGUCUGCUUUAGUAAAAAGCUCUUACAUUAUGUAAUGCAGCAACCUUUGUAUUUAGCUAAUGAUUUCUGAUCUGUGCCUACAGUAUUCACGUCACAGUUUCACCUUGACUUUGUUGGAGUGUGUGCUUGAUUUCUACAUGCAUGCCUAUAUAAAAAAUCUAUGCCUGUAUCUGGCGGUUUUGUGGACUGUGUACUCAAAUGUUUGUAAAACAAAAUAAAGGGUUUGAUAUGUUGCUUAUUUAACAUGAUUUAACAUAUAACUAGAGUGUGAUGUACUGUCAGUGUUGGUUAUGCAGCAGAAAAUGUUAUGUCGUUACAAGUUAUAUCAGGCAAGCUUACAUUUUACAUGUUCAGGUAAGAAUGCUGUCUGGGGCUGUUGUUAUAAACAUAAGUCUUUUUUUAUUUUGCUUUUCAUAUCCAUUUAUAUGAAAGUACUGUACUUCUCCCUGAUGUCUGAAACUGGAUACAUUGUUCACUUUUUGCUAGUGGAAAUUGGUCCAAAGCGAUGUGAGUGUGAGUCUCACUCAAGAUUAAGUUAUGCAAAUGUAAUAAGGUCAUAAACAGUGUAUUCUCCUGUUGGUAUUGACUCUAUUGUUUUGAGUUGUUUGGGGGAUUGGAUAAUUGAACUCUCUAUCAGUAACAAGGAACAAACAAGACAUAUUGGUAAUUUUACGCUUUAUUCAUUGAACAAACAGUCCGGAGCCUCAGCAGCAGGUGGAAGAACCAUACGCAGCCACAACAGCCUGGCACCUCCUCCUCAUGCUGGUCACCAGCCCGGUCACACGUUGCUGUGGGAUGGCAUUCCAUUCCUCAACCAGGAUUCGUCGCAGGUCAGCUAAUGUGGUUGCGUUGGUCACUCUAGCACAUACAGCACACCCAAGCUGAUCCCACAAGUGUUCAAUUGGGUUGAGGUCUGGGCUGUUGGCAGGCAAUUCCAUUCAACCACGUUGGCUGACCUGCGACAAAUCCUGGUUGAGGAAUGGAAUGCCACAGCAACACGUGACCAGGCUGGUGACCAGCAUGAGGAGGAGAUGCCAGGCUGUUGUGGCUGCGUAUGGUUCUUCCACCCGCUACUGAGACUCCUGACUGUUUAUUCAAUGAAUAAAGCGUAAAAUUACCAAUAUGUCUUGUUUGUUCCUUGUUACUGAUAGAGAGUUCAAUUAUCCAAUCCACCAAACAACUCAAAACAAUAGAGUCAAUACCAACAGGAGAAUACACUGUUUGACAUUGGCAGGGAAAUUUGGCACAUUUCACUUGGGACCCCACCCACAUAACCGGAUGUGCUGCUCAUCCCAUAAAUGCAUGAUCCUUACAAAUGGGACAUCAUUGUAAAGGGAAAUUAACAGGCUUUCCAAUGAUAUAAUGCUAUAAUAUAAUGAGAUACAAUGCUAAUAAUACAGUAACAACAGACAUAUGAUCGACCAAACACAAAUUUCCAAACUUUUUUUGAGGAAUUUAUGUAUUUAACAUCACUGCACUUGAAUUAGUGUUUAAACGUUUUCAUCAAUAGUAAGAUUUAAGAAAUAAACAAAGCUUCAAAUUUCAA
Messenger RNA from Anguilla rostrata (American eel), 3112 nucleotides. It is a transcript of the gene tspan13a, whose product is annotated as tetraspanin 13a. NCBI's taxonomy places the organism in Eukaryota, Metazoa, Chordata, Actinopteri, Anguilliformes, Anguillidae. Gene Ontology annotation, cellular component: plasma membrane. The transcript is spliced from 6 exons. Bases 202 to 813 code for a protein of 203 amino acids. The record is from RefSeq and is a predicted model, not a curated record.